Messenger RNA from Funneliformis geosporum, 1245 nucleotides. The record is from the annotation of a GenBank genome assembly. Lineage: Eukaryota; Fungi; Glomeromycota; Glomeromycetes; Glomerales; Glomeraceae.
AUGAAAAGAGCAUAUUAUCUCAACAUACUCGAAUGGAUGUGGGAGCGAAUGACAGGAAAGUUUGAAAUAAAGGAAAAAAAUAUAAAAUGGAAAUAUCGUGAAAAGAUAGAAGCGAAAUCUGAAAAUAAUUUCAUGAAAAAGUAUCCUGUUAAGGCUCUCGAGAAAGAUGAAGAGGAUCCAGAGGAGAAAGAAUAUAUGGGUAGUUCAAUUAAGAUCAAAAUUAGUACAGAAGAUAAUUUUACUUCUAGCUUCCUUAAACUGCCAGAUGCACUGCACUGUCAAGAGCUUUUAGUAAACCAAAGUAUAAUAAAUGAUUAUAGAGAAGUUGCUUCUAUAGCUUAUGUUUCUCUUUUCAAUACAUACUAUUGUGCAAAUGAAAUGAAGGUACAGAAUCUUCUUGAAGCAUAUGCUAUCAAACGAGAUAUAGUAAUAAGUACAAGGGUUCCUGAAAAUAUAGAAAAAGGGAAAUAUCCUGGUGUGUACGUAAUUUCACCUAAUAAAGGGAUUGAAAGUAAAAGACCUGUAACAGGAUUGGAUUUCACUUCAUUAUAUCCCAAAAAGAAAGGCCUAUAUCCUGUUGUAUUAGAGGAUUUAACUAACAAGAAACUGGAGCUUAAAGUACGUCUGGCCCUACUAGGAAAGAAAAGGGAACAUUUUGGAAAGAUGAUAAGUUCAGCUAAAGAAAAUGGUAAAAGGAUACCAGAAAGGAUAAAUUUAGAAUAUUCAUCCGUAUGCUUCGAUUACGAUUAUUGGGAUUCAAAGCAAAAAGCUUUGAAGAAAGGGUUUGGGAUAAAAUAUGGAGAUACUGAUUCUUUGUAUUUCACCUACCUAGAUAGGUAUUAUAAAAAAUGCGAUGAAGCCUUCUCCAGAGAAGAACUUUCCAAAGAAGCGUACUGGACUAAAAUGGUCAAAAUUACUAUAGAUGUGAUGAAAAAGUUAUGUGAUCAAGUAAAUGCUUAUCUUAGGAUAAAAAGUGGAAUGUCUUAUCUAAAGAUAGCAUAUGAAAAGGUAUUAUUUCCUGUCUGCUUUACUGGACAUGGAUGGCCUAAGAAAGAAAAUCUCUGCAAUAAUUGCUUUAUAAAAUGUAUGAGAGAGAGAAAUGAGAGGAUUCCUGAUCCUGGUAAACAGUUUAGCUAUAUUGUUAUGAAGGAUUCCUGUCUUCGUGAUGAGAAAGACAGGUUAAUACCAUAUAGAGUUGGGGAUUAUAUGGAAUAUCCAUCAAACAUAGCAAAAGAGCAAACAUGA